AAUUGAUAUAUAUAUAUAUAUAUAUAUAUUUCUGCUAGAUAUUUUAUGUAUAUAUACGCUAUAUAUUUAUACUCAUCAUUUCCCUGUGAUCUCAGUGUGUCUGUGCUAAGCUUUGAGUAUGCUUAUAUGAACCGUGUGAAACUGCCAUCACUUCUACCGUGAUGGCUUUCAAUGGUAGCAGCGCUGUCACAGCGGCUGCCGUCGUUGCUGCUGUAGUUGCUGCUGUCACAACAACAACAACAACAAUAACAACAACAACUACUACCACCACAACAACCACAAUUACUUCAGCUGCUAUUGCAACAACAACAACGCACCCCCUCCUGUUGUCAACGGGGCAUAAUGCUAGUUUACUCAUGGACAAUUCCCGAGACACUCGGGUUCCAUUGAACGGAGAGGGAGUACCUGCAACAGGUAUUGUCCAAUCUGGAGAACCAACUUCUACUAUGUCAAAUUCUGACGCUGGUUACGGACUCCGCCACCCCUGGUGGCCAGCGGUCAGUGUCGCCAUCUCUAUGACUGUGUUUCUCUGUAUAUCUUUUAUGAGACAUCACAGAAAGUUCCAACAAAAACGUCGAGCCCUCAUCGAAUACAUGGAGUACGAACUGUUAAGAAAUGCUUCCUUCAGUGCAGGAAGCUUACCGUCACCAUCAACAAGACCAGCAACGCCUCACGGGGAAGUGUCCCCAAGGGGUGUGCCCACACACAUUCCAUCACAUCAUCACACGUCAUCAUCAUCAUCAACAUCAGCAGUCGGGCAUGGUGAUGGUGCUUCCCAUCAGCAUCACCAUCAUCAUCAUCAUCACUACAACCAACAACAGAAAGAUUCACAUCAGCACAACAACCAUCACAGUAGUACCCACCAUCAUCAUCAUGCGUCCGAAAAUUUAGCCUCCGUUGCAAACUCUUCAGAGCGGAAGAGGUUUGGCAAUGUCAAACACAAUGGCCCAAGCCAGCAAGUAGCCCUUAACGGUUACCCAAGUAAAUUCAUUCAACGAUUCUUACAACCGAAUGUCUUUCCCGCCAGUGGAUUUGAGAGUACUUCAAAUUUCACAGAAUCCACAUGUUGCGAACUUUCAAAGGAUUUUUGUGAUCAUCCAUUGGACAGAAAAGGGUCAGUACAAACUGGUUUCCAAUCACGGAAAGGAAGUAGGAAAUAUCAACAGACAAGAUCACGCAAUGACGACAAGUCAGGAGUAUACCGUAAGUACAAGAUUUGUUAAAUAUCAUUUGUCGGUAAAUCCAGAUUAUAGUGCUCAGACAAUGUCUGGAAUAAUAGAAGUGAAACCACAGACCUACAAUCAUCGGUUGCUGCAACCACCACCAAAGCAGAACACAGAACAUUACCCCUUUCAGCAGAGAAAUAGGCAGCCAUUUAAUGAAGAUGACAAGCAACAACAGCAACAAACACAUACAGCUACGUUAGAACAAAUACAACAAGAAAAAAACAAACUAGAACAAGAACCACCAUUAUUGCCACUCAAUCCAUUUUAUAUGUAUCAACAACAAAAACAAAAUGAAUUGUUACAGUGUACUUUAUAUGAACAAGAGCAACAAAAACAAAAACAAUCAUAUCUUCCUCAACAACCACCACAAAAACAAUUGCAGCUACAAAAACAACCACAAUCACAAUCACAAAAGCAAAAACACUUCAGAUUACAACAGCAACAACAGAAAGAUACAUACAGAGGUGGUACAGAAUUGGACUCUUGUGGCAUCCAGCUUUUAGAUGUCAAUGAACUUCAGAGCCAAAGUUCUUGUCUUUGAAUUCAAGUUGUAAACAUUGGGUCGCUCUAAAUGUCACAAUCUAUGUAUUAGGGGUCGAAACAGAACCAAAAUGAUAAUUGAGGGGAGUCUAUUAAAUAUAUUGAAACAUGUUCUGUGAAACGUGUGCGAGUGAAUGUGUGUGUGUGUGCGUGCGCAUGAGUGUGUGUAUGGACAUAUCUGUGUGUGUGUGGGUGUAUGUAUGUGUAUAUAUAUAUAUAUAUAUAUCUGUGUGUGUAUGUGUGCACAUGCAUAUAUAAACAUGUGUGGCAUGUGUACAGAUAUAUUAUUUGAAUAUCAAGGAUCAAACUGAAGACAAAGAAUAGAAUUUCUAGUACUUCCAUUCCUACGUCAUUAUAUUGUUGGUAACUGGCAGUCAACAUAUCUUUGUCUGUGAUGGUGUAUGGAGAACUUAUCUCACCCACUGACCUCAUCGUGGUGUGUCUGAGUGGUUUGCGACAUAGCACUGUUCGUCUUUUGCACACUAAAUAUACUGUAUGAACAACAAUGAAGGUAGCUAUUUGUUGUGAUAAUAUUGAGUAACACAGAUCUUGUAUGUGUGUGAUGUAAGUAUUAAAUAUUAACUACAAUACUGGUUGUUAAAGAGAAACUUUUGGUAGCUAAUAGCAAAGAAUAUUCACAUUUGAAAGAAAGAAUUGAAAUAUAGAGAAGCAUUGAAAAAGAAAACAAAAUUGAAUAUGAUUUUUUUUUUUUUUUUGUCACAGAGGAAUGUGUAACAAAUCUAUAACUGAAGAUAGAAUCAUGAGAACACCAGUUAGUAUCUUUUGUGAAGAGCACUUGUAUUUCAUCAAAGAAAUGUUUAAGUCAAAUGUAAAAACACUUAUAUGUAAGUCUACAGCAUUUAUGUGUCUCCACAUGCACACACACACACACACACACACACACAUCUGUUCUUUCACCAAAUAUUCUUCACAAGUACUGAAGUUUUCAAGUUUCUGUCUUCAGCUCUAAACUUACGAGACAAAAUCUGUGUGUGUGUGUGUGUGUGUGUGUGUGUGUGUGUGUGUGUGUGUGUGUGUGUGUGUGUGUGUGUGUGUGUGUGUGUGUGUGUGUGUGUGUGUGUAUGUAUGUAUGUAUAAAUACAUGCAUACACACACAUUCAUACAGGCAACAUACAUAAGCACAAACACACACAUAUAUAUAAACAAAACCCAGUACAGGAGUAUAUAUAAUUUUUAUUAUUUUUAAUCUCUGCAUAAAUUACCAAAGUCACUCAAAGCCUGAGUUCCAUACACACACACACACAUAUAUAUACAUAUAUAUAUAUAUAUAUAUACAAUCACAUAUGUAUGUAUAUACACAUACACAAAAAUAAACAUAUGUUUUCAUGUGUGAUAAUGUGUUUGCAAGAAAUGUAAUGGUGAAAAAUUUUGUUAUUAAUUAUGGUUUGUCUUUUAAUUGCUAGUCACAUAACAUCAUUUAAGUAAUACACUAAGGAGUGAGGAAUGGAGUAUACAGGUCAGACAACUCAGGCAUGACAUCAACAUCUUAAGUGACAUAGGUAAGCAUCUAAGCAUGGCAGAGAUCAGUGUGCAUAUGAAGAUUUUAGAGAGCAUAGAGGUAGAUUUGGAAAGUGUAAGGAUACAAGCCACACAGCCACAGUGAAAGGGUAAUGUGACAAAGUCAAGGAACAUACUUGGAAUGUGAGAAGGGCUUAAAAAUUACUGUAUACUGAGAAGGAAUAUUGUAAGUGUUAGGUUUUGUCUAUAUUUCAGAAAAAAAUAUUAUUGAGUUUAUGCAUUAGUAAUUUAACAGGUCUUUUUACAUUUUUAACUGACUAAUUUUUGCAAUUGGUUAAUGUGACCAUUUAACAUUCAGAUUAUUUCAUGAAAUGUAAUUCUUAUUUAUUCACACUGUUUUGACUUAAUCGUGCAUUAUCUCGUAGGUUCAAAAUUUUGAUGAUGUGAUUGCAUACAAGAGGCUGGCUCUGGCUGGUUUCAAUAUAAAAUAGGUAGAGUAUUUGAGCCAGAUAUGGCUGGUUUAAACACUAAAGGGCUAAUACGGCUUGGAGAAAGGCAAGUAGAAUCAGAUUGAAUACAUGGUAGUACUUUUGUUCGAAAAUCUAAUAAAAUUUAUUCCAGCAUGAUAAUUAACAAUAAGAAAAUACUUAAUCUUUUGCCAGUAAGAGCUAAAGGUAAGAACAUACAUGUUCUAUUACUAGGCUCAUUUACUGGUUGUUUAAUUAUAACAAAUAUUUGUCCAAAAUAGGCCUGUGAGAUUUCACAGAGGUCUGUCUCAACAGUACGAUUACACUGAGUCUGAUUUCUGCCACCAUGCAGCAGGAUAUAUUUAUACAGAUGAUUUGAAUGUUAUCUUAAAUGAGAACUUUAGAUGGCUAUUGGAGGAGGAUAUCAAAUACAUGGAGCCUGGUGAGAUAAGUAGGAAUAAAUUGGUGGAGAUAAUCCUAGGAUCAGUUGACACUUUUGUGGUUAAUUUAAGUCACAAAUACAAGGAUAAAAAAAGAAAGUUUUUGAUGGUUGUAGAAAGCAAGUGACUAAAUUAAAUUUGGAGUGAACUAGAAAGUUGGUUUGGAUCAUAAGAGAGGAGUCAAUUUUGGGUGAACAUGAUGUAAAGAAAUAUAUUGAUGCAUUGUGAGAGAAAUCCAUUGUAGUACCAGCAGAUCAGGCAGCCAGCAGGUAACUUUGUGAUUGUAUGUAAGAAAUACUAUAUAAUGAGGCUAGGUAAAGGUUAGGAUUAAGGAGUGACUUUAAUAGUUAUGUAUGUAGUAGUAGUUGAGAGUAUGAGGAGUUUAUAGGGAAGUUAAUCCAUGAGAUGGAAAGGUUAAAUGACUUUUAUGUGGUGGAGGAGGACAAACAUAUUUCCUAAGUUUUUUUGGGGGGGGGCUCCUUAAUUGCAUAAGGUCCCGAGUAGGCUUAUUGCAGAAGCUAGGAAAUAUAUCAAUAAAAAACUGUCUAUUUUAGUUAAUGGAACAUUGAAUGCUAUUAGACCAGACUUCGUGAAGUACAAAGAAAUUUAUUAUAAUUUAGGUGUUAGCAUAUUCUGGAGUAUUAAGUUCAGGAAAGAGAUUUAGAUAGACUUUAAAAUGUUUUGAAGUAUGCAUGUGUCUAAUUUUUCUACACUGAUUCUAGAUUUGAAAUGGUAGAGGAAGGGAUUUGAAGAAUAUUUAUAGGUUUGGUAAGGAUUCUAAAUAUAUCAUCAUCGAAAAUGGUCAUGGUUUUCUAUCCAGGAUUAGGUGUAAUGAUUUUAACGAAUUUAUCUAAAGAGAAAAUUAAAGGAAAUGGUUAAGCUUUAUUAUUAAAAAUGCAUAUAUUACUUUUGUUUUUAGGAUAUUCAUACAAGUUAAAGGCAUUCCUAUGGGUUGUUACUGUAACCCUUUGUUAGCAGACACAUGUUUAUUUUCAUGCAAAUUGAGUUUACUCAGUGAUUUAUGUCAAUGGAACACGGUAAGUUUAGUUUAAACUGCUUAGUUGCUGUUGCAAUCAGCUAAUAUUUUUAUCACUAAUCACAAUUUUUUGAAAAUUUACUUGAAAAAAUAUACUCUGGAGAUCUUGUUGCUUAUAAAACGGGGUCAUAGUGAAUAAAGUUAAUUAUUUAGACAUAACAGUAGUUUGUAUUAAUAAUAAAGUUGUAGCUAAUAUUACUAAUAGCUUUGAUUUUGAUAUAGUGUCUAUUCCCUUGGUAAUGAUCUGAAUUUCAUUAGAAAGACAAGUUAGAACAUGUUCUGCAGUCAGGUUAUAAGGUAUGAUGGAAUGAUAAAUAAUGUGGGUUUAUUUAUAAAGUCAAAUUAUUGAAGAAGCUUUUGGGAAAAUGUGGUUAUGUAAAUAAGCAGCUGAUUAAAAAUUUCACUUGUUGUUUGAGGAGACAUGAUAUUUUAAAAUUUUGGUGUAAUUUCAAGCUUGUAACUUAAUGAAAAAUAUUUGAAAUGAGUAACUUCACUUCUUUGUGCUGAUAUUAAGUACUGAUGUUUGAUCAGCUUGCGUUCUAAAGCUGCUGUAUUUCGAGGGGUUUUGUGUGUGAUCAGGUCCUGUCAUGUACACCAUCACUUCUGUUAGGGUGGUUCUUUCUGGACUUCCAUUUGCAAGUUUCAAUUGGUCUUGCAUGAGUUGAGAUAGGCUGUAUAUCUAGAUUCUUCUUGAUUUGGUACCAUGUAAGAGCUUUCUUUAUUAUAUAUGUGAGAAGUUGUUUCAUGUUAAUGGAGGUAUGUUGUUCUUUUGGUUAUAUUUUCCAUAUAACUCAUGUGUAUGUUUAGUAACUUAUCUAACUAAUUUUUUGUUAAGUAACUUUUGUUCGAUACAUUUAAUUUAUUUUUAAUUAUGUUAUAGUUCUUUAGGUGACAAUGUCUGUUUAGUUUCUUUUCUUUAAUUUAAUUAGAUUAUAAAGUAAACAGCUGCAGUUCUGAGAGAUUUUUUCGUAUUAUUUGAGAGUUAUAUGUUGCCAUUUAUAAGGGAAUCUUUUUUCUUAGUCUGAAAGGUAUGUUAACCUUUUGAAUAUUUUUACCUUAUCUAAUUGAUUUAGUAAUUUCAAUUUGCUAUAUUUAGUUAAUUUUUAUGUUUUACACUUCUUUAGGUGGCAAUGUCCAUUUUAGUUUAUUUUUAUUUUAUUUAAUCAAUAUUUAAUGGCUAUAUUCUGUAAUGGCUCAUAUGUUUUUAUUCUUUUAUCGUUCAUUAAGUGGAGAUGCCCCUCCCUUCAUUAUGGUCUUUUUGUAUGUUUAUAUUUGUGCUUAGUAACCUUAAGCAAGUGUCACCUCAAUGAGCACAUUGAACUUAUGCCUGACCCCUGUCUUGGGUCUAUCAUUCCUAAGUCAUAUAUUUUUGAUGCUGUUGGAUUGAUUGGUGCCCAGGUGUCAAAACCAUACUGAUUUCUGAUAGGCAGCUGACUAUGGGAUGUCUGUGUUUCAAAUGUUUGACUAUUUGUAUAUGUUUUUUACUGUGAGCUUUUUUGUAACUUAUAUCCUCAUCAUUUCAAUGUCAUCAUUUAUUUUGAUCCUCUUCAUAUUGGCUGGGUUCUUCUAUUGUUUUGAACUGGUCUGAGUGCAGUUUUAGCUCGCUUCAUAAGUUAAUUGAUUAUAGGACAUGGAUGAUAAGAAUUUGUUGUUGAUUAGGUUUCGGUUCUUAAUAUUUUAAUGUGUGUCAGUUUGUUGGGGUUUUGCAAAUUUGUUUUUAUCGUUAAUACUAACCAUAUUUGUUGUGAUUUUGUUGCACUUACACACACACAC
Molecule: messenger RNA, 6961 nt
Organism: Octopus bimaculoides (California two-spot octopus)
Lineage: Eukaryota; Metazoa; Mollusca; Cephalopoda; Octopoda; Octopodidae
Source: RefSeq, a predicted model, not a curated record